CAAGUAUUCUUCAGACUACAGCACUCCGUACUUUGUAGCAUUUCAAGGGACCAACGUACAACGGAUAUCACCAUUGUCACCCCGCCAUUGCACAACCACAACCCCCAAACCGACAUGCCUCAAAUUCGCUGUCUUUCUGUCAUUGCCAUCACCGUGGUCAGCUUGCUGGCUGGAAUAGUAGAGGGCGGGGCUAGCUCGUCAAAGCAAUCACUUUUCGCACCUUUCUCACCCGAAAAAUGCGAUAACCCUCCUUACCGCACUCAGAUCAUUUCCAAGAACCCGCUGGUCAUCUAUAUAGCCAACUUCUUAACGGACAAGGAAAUGAAACAUGUCCAGGAAGUAGCGUACGCAUCCUACAUCUCCCAUGACCCCGAAUAGCCUACUGAAAACCCUUUAGCAAGGACGAUUUCUUACGAUCCAAGGUCGCAGAAGAUGAUGGCACCUCAACUCUAGCACAAUCCCGAACAUCACAAUCUGCCGUACUUACUCGAGACGACACGAUUCGCUGUAUCGAAGACAGGGCACUCACCUUCCAAGGCUUCGAUACAAAACGUGAGCACCUGGAGUGUAUCCAGCUCGUAAAAUACGGCACGGGCGAAAAAUACAAUGCUCACACGGAUUGGUUUGAAGCCGAGUUACAGAAAACGUCCGAAAUGGGAGGCAAUCGAGAAACCUCGUUUUUCGCAUAUGUCGCAGCAUCCAACAUCACUGGCGGUGGAACAAAUUUUCCCUUGUUAGAAGUACCAAGAGACGAGAAGUGGUGCGAGUAUAUUGACUGUGAUGAGCCUUGGGAGAAUGGCGUGACCUUCCGACCAAUUCCUGGAAGUGCCGUGUUUUGGCAGAAUAUACGGGAGGAUGGGUCAGGGGAUACUUCUACGCUGCAUGCUGGGCUUCCCGUGACGAGUGGACUCAAGAUUGGGAUGAAUAUCUGGACGAGACAAUGGCCAAUGAACCCGGAACAUAAUGCUGAUUACGAAGACGAAGACGACGAAGAAUGAGCAUUCGCCAAUAUUUAUCAUUGAGAGUUGUCUCCAAUAAAAGAAUCUUUUCAAAAA
Messenger RNA from Hymenoscyphus albidus, 1055 nucleotides. NCBI's taxonomy places the organism in Eukaryota, Fungi, Ascomycota, Leotiomycetes, Helotiales, Helotiaceae. The record is from the annotation of a GenBank genome assembly.